This is a messenger RNA of Dioscorea cayenensis subsp. rotundata (Guinea yam), 1522 nucleotides long. Its product is annotated as peroxisome biogenesis protein 3-1-like. Gene Ontology annotation, cellular component: peroxisomal membrane. The coding region runs from base 123 to 1241 and encodes 372 amino acids. Gene Ontology annotation, molecular function: protein-macromolecule adaptor activity. The transcript is spliced from 7 exons. The record is from RefSeq and is a predicted model, not a curated record. Gene Ontology annotation, biological process: protein import into peroxisome membrane. Lineage: Eukaryota; Viridiplantae; Streptophyta; Magnoliopsida; Dioscoreales; Dioscoreaceae.
GAGAGAUUCCCACUUGCGCGCUGUGCUCUCGAGCCCUCACACUCUCCUCCCAAUCCUCAGCCCCCUCUCAACCCUCGCUCCAAAUCCUCUUUGAUUCUCGUUAAUGCGCUUCUAAUCACGCCAUGUUCAAUCUAAGGGGUCUUUGGAGACGCCAUAGGAGGAAAGUUUUUGUAGCUGUUGGUGUGUUUGGAGGUAGCUAUGCGCUUUACAAGCUCUAUCAAGCUCACAGCGCUAGGGUUCUUUAUUUGGAGGAUGAGCGCCGUGUUGACGAGCUCAUCAAGACCCAAUUGCAGCAGCAUUUUGAGAGUAUUCAGAGAAUUUCGGAUACGACGACGUUGCCAUAUGCUAUGCAUUACUUGAGGUCUCGGAUGUUGGAGGAGCUUGAUCUUUCGGCUAUUACUGAUAGGUUGAUGCAGGGGAAGGAGCAGCCUAGUAGUUUGACUGCAAAGGAGAAGCUUGAGUUGUGGGAGCAGCUCAAAAAUCUAAGUUUCACAAAGACUGUCUCUUCCUUGUGGGCAAUGACGAUGCUUUGUUUGUAUGUGAGGGUUCAGGUCAACAUUUUAGGUAGACAUCUUUAUGUAGAAACAGCUCGUGGUUUGGGAAGCUCACAAUUGCUGGACAAGGAAGACUCUUUAAAUAGCCAUGGCCAACAAGAAUUUCUUGGAACUGCAGAUUUUCUUUCCACGUAUGGUGUUACCUCAUUGAUUUCAAGCAUGCAAAAUGCUGUGGUGGAUGUUAUGAAAGAAAAGCAGCUGAAGGAUCUCUUCCGUGUGGCCCAACUGCGUGAAACAAUCACUAGGAUAUUGGAGUCAUUUAUGGGCUUUGAUGAUUCAAAUCACUGGCUGAGCUACUUGUUACCUGAAGAUGCCACUACAUACAGGCAGCUCAUGGCAGUGUCUUCCAAUGGAUCUGGCAAUUCUUCUUUUUUCAUGGACAUUAGCAAACUUGAAAAACUUAUGGGGGAGACUCGUGCAGUGCUAUCAAGUCCUGAUUUUCGGAACAUUGCCAUGUUAUCCUUGAGAAAAAUGGUAGACAUGCUGAUGGAGGACAUUGCCUCAAGUUUCAAUUCAACCAGUUCAUCUGAAGUUCCCUUGGCCAGACUCCUUCCUAGAGUUGCACAAAUUGGUUCUCCAAUGCUUGAAGAUCCAACCAACAACAAGUUCAUCCAUGCCAUUCAGAGUUCCCCAGAAGUUGAACUUUUUUACACACUACUCUAUUCCAACAUGCCACCCGGAUUCUGAAGCAUCUCACAUGAAAUGUUAAAGAAAAAACCAAAAAAGGAAAAAAAAGGGAACCACCUUAUUCAAGGCACUGUGACACUCAGAUUAGUGACAAUUUAAGGUCUUUAAUUGUAUUUUAAGUCUUGUUUCAAGUCACAUAUAGUUUGAUUAUUAUUAAGAUAGUUUGACAAAAAUUCUUUGUUUGCUUCUCUAGGAUGAUAGAUUUGGGUUUGUAAUCAUGUUUUGGCCACUCUGUAGCUUUAAAGAGAUGUUCUUUGUCAUUAAUUGUGUACCUUUAAUUA